GGUUAAGAGAUUUAACCAGAGGACUCAGAUCAGAGUUAAAAAGCGUUCCUUUGAGAGGUGAAUCAACGAAGGAGACAACACAACACACACACACACAGAGAGCAAGCAAAAGAGGCGGCUAGGGAUCAGAGAGUGGUUCCUUCACUGAAAGUUUCUUCUUUUUCAUUCUCUUCUUCUCCUUCAGAUUCCUUGCCUCUUCUUCAAGAUUCUCCUCUCUUCCAUGUGCGUUUCUGUGCUUUUGAAGACGACGAUGAUGAUGAUGAUGUCUUUAUAUUGAAACCAAAUUCGUCUCCACGAUUGUUUCUUCUGAGUUUUGAUUUUUCAGAUCUCGCUUCUUUUCCGAUUUGUUCAAUCAUCAUGGCUUACCUGAUGUAGUAAUUGGGAUCAAAUUCAUUCACAAAGCUCGAGUUUUUAUUAUUAGUGGCUACUGUUAUCUGUGUAUAGAAGAAGCUUGUGUGUGUGGUUCUCUACGUUUCAUGAUCGGUUUAGGUAUCUGUUAUAUCCGGCUCGUGUUGGUUUCAGAUUUAGGCACUGGUCUAGAAGGUCUUUCUUCGGCUACUGCUUCUUCUGUUCACCAAAAGAAGCCUUUUUUGGUUUCUUCUUCUGUUUCAUGUCGAGGAACUUAGACAGUCCUGUUCAGACACAAAUGGCAGUGGCAGUUUUCAAGACUCCUCUUACUGGAGCUAGUAAGAUGGAAGGGAAGCAGCAUCAUAAGCAUCAGCAUUUACAGAGGCAAUCAUCGGGGAGGAGAGUUUUCGUGCAGACUGAAACUGGUUGUGUUUUGGGGAUGGAGUUGGAUCGUAGUGAUAAUGUUCAUACUGUUAAAAGGAGGCUUCAGAUUGCUCUUAAUUUCCCUACUGAAGAGAGUUCUUUGACUUAUGGUGAUAUGGUGUUGACGAAUGAUUUGAGUGCUGUGAGGAACGAUUCUCCGCUUCUGCUGAAACGGAACUUUAUGCAUCGAAGCUCGUCUACUCCUUGUCUUUCGCCUACUGGGAGGGAUUUGCAACAGAAAGAUCGAAGUGGUCCUAUUGAGAUACUAGGCCAUUCGGAUUGCUUUUCGAUUGUUAAACAUAUGGUUAAGGACAUUGUUAAGGCGAUGAAGAUGGGUGUUGAACCGCUUCCUGUUCAUAGCGGGCUUGGAGGUGCUUACUAUUUUAGGAACAAAAGGGGUGAGAGUGUUGCCAUUGUCAAGCCGACGGAUGAAGAGCCGUUUGCACCUAACAACCCUAAAGGCUUUGUUGGGAAAGCCCUUGGGCAACCUGGAUUGAAGUCUUCGGUGCGAGUUGGGGAAACGGGGUUUAGAGAAGUUGCUGCUUAUCUUCUUGAUUAUGGUCGCUUUGCUAAUGUCCCUCCAACUGCUCUUGUGAAGAUAACUCAUUCUGUAUUCAAUGUCAACGAUGGGGUGAAGGGGAACAAGCCUCGGGAGAAGAAGCUGGUUAGUAAGAUUGCUUCUUUCCAGAAGUUUGUGGCUCAUGAUUUCGAUGCAAGUGAUCAUGGUACUUCAAGCUUCCCUGUAACUUCUGUGCACCGCAUUGGUAUUUUGGACAUAAGGAUCUUCAACACAGACCGUCAUGGUGGGAAUCUUUUGGUGAAGAAGCUCGAUGGAGUUGGUAUGUUUGGUCAAGUGGAGCUUAUUCCAAUAGACCAUGGCCUCUGCCUGCCAGAAACACUUGAGGAUCCUUAUUUUGAGUGGAUUCAUUGGCCUCAGGCAUCAUUACCAUUCUCUGAUGAAGAGGUUGACUACAUACAAAGUCUUGAUCCAGUGAAAGACUGUGACAUGCUUAGAAGGGAACUUCCAAUGAUUAGAGAGGCGUGUCUUCGGGUUCUUGUUCUCUGUACUAUUUUCCUUAAAGAAGCUUCUGCAUAUGGUCUGUGUCUUGCCGAGAUUGGCGAGAUGAUGACUCGGGAAUUUCGUCCUGGAGAAGAGGAGCCAAGUGAACUGGAGGUUGUGUGUAUUGAAGCCAAGAGAUCAGUCACUGAACGAGAUGUUUUCUCUCCAAGGUCAGAUGUAGUAGGAGAAGCAGAGUUUCAGUUUGAUCUAGACUGUGAUGAUUUGGAGUCAGUCUACAGUUCUAAGAUACAACUAACCGAUGACUAUUUCACCAAAAACCCUUUUUCAAAUGGACGUUCUUCGCUCGGGAAGCUUGAAGAAAGCAUCAAGGAAGAAGAAGAAGAUGAAGAAGAAGAAGAGGACAAAACUGAAAAUACUGUCCCUAUGAUCAUUAUGAAAGACAGUUUUUUUAGUUCAGCUGCUUUUCAUGACAAGGCUCCAUCUCUUUCAAAGCUUUCCACUUCAAUGAAGAACACACAUCUUAGUGACACGACACGUAAAAACCCAAAACCCUUAACCAGAGGCAAAUCCGAGAACACAUCGUCUGGUCACAAAAGCGCAAACGAACAGCUUCCAGUGAGUGCAAGCUUUGUGAAAGUAGCAGACAUGAAAGAAGACGAGUGGGUUCUCUUCCUCGAGAGGUUCCAAGAGUUACUUGGACCGGCUUUCGCAAAACGCAAAACCGCAACGUUGAGUAAGAGACAGAGACUUGGCACUUCAUGCCAGUUUUGAGAGUCGUAUAGUAAAAAGUAAAACUCGAGAAGUUAAAAGAGACAGUAUGGAGUAAAAAACUGAAGACUUCUUCUUCAGUUCUAUGGUAGUAAAAAACUAGUAGUUACUUUUGGAAGGUUUGGCUUAUGACAAGCGACGAGGUGAAGAAAAGGGGUUUUGUUUGUUUGUUUUUUUAACUGUUUUGUAAAUAUUUCUUUUACUACUCUUUGUGAUCUUCUUUGUUUGUUUGUUUGGUUUUUUUUUUGCCCCUUUUAUCACCUUCUCUUGUUUUUUUCUUUGGUAUGUCCUUGUGGCUUGGCCUUGUCCCAUAAAUAAUAUUAGUCUUCUUUCACUUUUUGGUGUGGUCGUUCAUUGUUCAUACAAUGAAACCCAGACAUAUAUAGUGGACCGUUUGAUGUAUGAUUCAGUAUCCGCAUAAAAGUAUCACACCGAUGUUUAGAUAUGUAUGUUGCGGUUGUAUCACCUAACCGUCACACACUGCAUUUUUCACCAUUCAUAGUUUAAAUGUCCUAGUGGCUUGGCCUUGUCCC
Messenger RNA from Arabidopsis thaliana (thale cress), 3093 nucleotides. It is a transcript of the gene PI4K GAMMA 7, whose product is annotated as phosphoinositide 4-kinase gamma 7. NCBI's taxonomy places the organism in Eukaryota, Viridiplantae, Streptophyta, Magnoliopsida, Brassicales, Brassicaceae. Gene Ontology annotation, molecular function: 1-phosphatidylinositol 4-kinase activity. Bases 611 to 2563 code for a protein of 650 amino acids. The transcript is spliced from 2 exons. The record is from RefSeq and is marked reviewed.